GAACAGUAGGAGCGAUCAUCGCGAGAGUUUACUGAAUAGAUUCGGUCAAAAUCCGUGCGAUAAAAGUGGAGUUUCGAUUGGGAAAACAAAAACAAAUGUGAUCGGCGUCCUUUUAAGCAAUUUAUGAAGCAAUGAGCCAGCCACCCAGAAACCAGCGUGCACAGAGAGAGAGAAAUGGAGGAGACUAUAGUGAGAAGAGAGAGAGAGAGCCCCGCAGCCGGCGGGACAGUCCUAAUGAGCGACGAUCAGAAAGUGAGAGGUCAUCCGGCCAGCCUCCGUACUACCCGAGAGGUUCUCAAAGUAAUGCGAGGAGUGCUCCUCGAGAGGAACACAGGGAGUCAAAAUGCUCUAACAUCUGUUCAAGGAGAGGUAUUGUGUUGAUAUGCGCUGUCUUGACCAAUGCAUUAGUGCUUAUCUGCGUGGUAGCUGCACAUAUGGCUCAGUUGGGCAUGUCUGCGAUGGGCAUGGGCGGAACCAGCUUUGUUGACACCAUCAUCCCCUUCGAGGGGACGGAGCUUCAGCAGGUGCGCGAUCUUGACAUGCAGUAUGGACAAAUGAGAGCACCUGGAGUCUACGGAGGUGUGGCCUUCAGCCUUACUUUUGGUGCACUUUCCCUCCUGUUUGUAGUGUCCAGCAGUAAACCCGCCCACCUGCUGCCAAGGAAGCUCCUGAUUGGGCAGUUUGCAUUCCAGAUAAUUGGCGCAGUUGCUUACGUGAUUGCGGUGGCUUUGUACCUGCACUUAGUGAUCUCCGUGAACUCAACCGAUGUGUGCAUUCGUCGUGAGCGACUUUACGCGCGUAACGGAUUUACCUGGAUGAACUGCAGUGUAAGUGGUGGGGAUGCAGCUGUCGCACUGUUUGGACUCAUAACCACAAUUUUGUAUGCUAUUGGGGCCUUUCUAACUGGCCAAACACUCAGAGAUGUCAGUCGCUACUUUAAGGAGCGUGACCGCUAUGAAAUCGAAAGAAGAGAGCAACCCAGACGUGCUCAUCCGGAUACUUAUGUCUGAGCUUUGCAGUGAAAAUAAAGACUAAUUCAAACCCUCGG
Molecule: messenger RNA, 1048 nt
Organism: Myxocyprinus asiaticus (Chinese sucker)
Lineage: Eukaryota; Metazoa; Chordata; Actinopteri; Cypriniformes; Catostomidae
Exons: 4
Coding region: 132-1010 (292 amino acids)
Cellular component (GO): membrane
Source: RefSeq, a predicted model, not a curated record